AUGACAGCUCGAGUGCUUUUGCCGACCAAGCUGGGGUUCAAGGUGGAGCCGAUCGACUUCGUCCCCAUCCACCUGAGUAGGGCAGGGCUGGCCUCGUUCUUUCUCAACCCCAAGUCACCCGUGGAGGCCGACGAGAACGCGAUAGGGGAGGAGGAGCUACGGCAGUUCGUGGGGAGUUUCGGAGGUAUCUACAAGGAGGACGAUCUAUGUUCCACCUGCACUCCGCGAGACAUCGACAGACACAUGCAGGAAGUGACGGGGAGCGAUCACGUGUCCUCUAUCUUCUCCUCCACUGUCUUGCAGUCGGUGGUCAGGACGGAGGAGGCGCUUGAGGCUCUCAGGGAGGCGGAGAGGAGGUUCGGGGUCGAGAGCAAGGCUCACCUGUGCAAGCUGGUGGAGACGCGGUAUUCCUUCGACGUGGAGGAGGAGGGGUGUAUCUCUUGCACAGUCUACGCGAGGAUGUGCAUGCGGCGCCUGCUCGACAGCUUCAGGUCUUCAUGGCACAAGAUCGGAGAGUUCAAGGCGGACGGGAAGCCGGUCCAGACUCUGUCCUCCAACAUGGUUGAGGUGUCGCUACUGGCAUGCUGCAGGCCAGAGGAGGGGGAGUUGCUGUUUCUGGAGACGCACACGAAGAAGGGGAAGGAGAGGGAAUGUGUACAUACAAGGAUGGUGUGCUUUAAGCAGGAGAGGAUAAGCAUGUUUGGGAACCUCCUCAAGAAGGAUGGUCAAAGUUUUCAGUUCGAGUAUGUGCAGCGAAGAGUGGGAGAUCUUGACGAGGUCGAUGAGAUGGCGUGA
Messenger RNA from Guillardia theta CCMP2712, 795 nucleotides. RefSeq lists its product as hypothetical. Bases 1 to 795 code for a protein of 264 amino acids. The transcript has a single exon. The record is from RefSeq and is a predicted model, not a curated record. Lineage: Eukaryota; Cryptophyceae; Pyrenomonadales; Geminigeraceae.